This is a messenger RNA of Alternaria arborescens, 849 nucleotides long. RefSeq names its product Prohibitin-1. The coding region runs from base 1 to 849 and encodes 282 amino acids. The transcript has 2 exons. NCBI's taxonomy places the organism in Eukaryota, Fungi, Ascomycota, Dothideomycetes, Pleosporales, Pleosporaceae. Gene Ontology annotation, biological process: mitochondrion organization. The record is from RefSeq and is a predicted model, not a curated record. Gene Ontology annotation, cellular component: membrane; mitochondrion.
AUGGCCGCGAUACCUACCUCACUCUUCCGCUGGGUCGUUCCUGCUGCCAUCGGCGCCAGCGUGGUGCAGAGCUCCCUCUACGACGUCAAAGGCGGAACCCGCGCCGUCAUCUUCGACCGUCUGUCCGGAGUCAAGGAAAACGUCGUCAACGAGGGCACACAUUUCUUGGUCCCAUGGCUGCAACGAGCAAUUGUCUUUGAUGUCAGGACGAGGCCCAGGAAUAUCAGCACAACGACGGGAUCCAAGGAUUUGCAGAUGGUCACACUUACACUGAGGGUGUUGCAUCGCCCGGAGGUCAAGCAGCUGCCUAAGAUCUACCAAAAUCUCGGUCUCGACUACGACGAGCGUGUUCUCCCCUCCAUCGGUAACGAAGUCCUCAAAGCCAUCGUUGCACAGUUCGAUGCCGCAGAACUCAUCACUCAGCGAGAGGCCGUCUCCAACCGCAUCCGGACCGAUCUGCUCAAGCGCGCCAACGAGUUCAACAUUGCCCUCGAAGACGUCUCCAUCACACACAUGACUUUCGGCAAAGAGUUCACCAAGGCCGUCGAAGAGAAGCAGAUCGCACAACAAGAAGCCGAGCGCGCGCGCUUCAUUGUAGAGAAGGCAGAGCAAGAGAGGCAAGCAAACGUUAUCAGGGCCGAGGGUGAAGCCGAGGCUGCCGACACAAUCUCAAAGGCAGUGGCAAAGAGUGGUGACGGUCUAGUGUUGAUUAGGCGCAUUGAGACCCAGAAGGAUAUUGCGCAGAUGCUGGCGAGGAACCCCAACGUCAGCUAUCUGCCUGGUGGUAACUCUGGUGGCAACGGUGGCGGUUCAAGUGGUGGUAGCUUCUUGUUGGGCUUGAGGUCAUGA